AUGGUGGACAGUCUGGUGACCGAGCUUGUCUCCUUCUAUCAGGGGCAGUGGCCCUGCUACCGGCCCGCACCGCCCUCGGGGACGAAGUGGCACGCCUACUUUGGCGUUGAUGAGAUACAGUGCAAAGUUCAGGACAAGUUCGCCGUCUGCAUCAAGGGCUUCGUAUCUGCCGACGACAUCUUCGGACACCAUCGCCCCCCUCAGGACUCGCCCCUUGGGCCCCGCCCCAGCCUCUUCCUGCCUGAGGCAGCGAAUAUCGUCCGGGAAUCCCACGAGGCCGCACCAGCUCGCGUCAAAAGCCUUGUCCAGCGCAUCCAGGCGCAUGCCAAGUCGGACUUCGAGAUGCGCUAUGCGGACGAUCUCGAACGCAGCGCCCACGCUCUGAAGGGCCACCUCGAGCUAUCGCCGGUUGCUCCCCAAAGCCUCGACCAGGUCAAGCAGGCGCUGCAGAGGCACUCUUCCCAGUGCCGCUCAUACAGGGACGCGCUCUUGCAACCUCCCGCUUAA
Molecule: messenger RNA, 507 nt
Organism: Gaeumannomyces tritici R3-111a-1
Lineage: Eukaryota; Fungi; Ascomycota; Sordariomycetes; Magnaporthales; Magnaporthaceae
Exons: 3
Coding region: 1-507 (168 amino acids)
Source: RefSeq, a predicted model, not a curated record